Phascolarctos cinereus (koala) is the source of this 951-nucleotide messenger RNA. It is a transcript of the gene GRXCR1, whose product is annotated as glutaredoxin and cysteine rich domain containing 1. Gene Ontology annotation, biological process: inner ear receptor cell stereocilium organization; sensory perception of sound. The record is from RefSeq and is a predicted model, not a curated record. Gene Ontology annotation, cellular component: stereocilium; kinocilium. NCBI's taxonomy places the organism in Eukaryota, Metazoa, Chordata, Mammalia, Diprotodontia, Phascolarctidae.
AUGUUUAGGAGGGGGAUGAAGUCUGAAGGUGACAAGCAGCGGAAAGUCCGAUUUCGGAUCGCUUCAUCUCACAGUGGGCGAGUCCUGAAGGAGGUUUACGAAGAUGGAGAACCUUCAGACUUGCUGGAUUCCGAAUGUGCCAGUAGCUGUGGGACAGAUCACAAUAGUGGUCCAAGCGAAGGAGAAGCACAACAAAAUGGCCAUGUAGGAUCGGAGAGCAAUGAAAAUGAAAACGACCAGGAUAACUUGCUUGUGUUAGCAAGGGCUGCCACUGAGAAGGGAUUUGGUACAAGACGAGUCAACAUUUUAAGCAAAAAUGGUACAGUCAGAGGCAUCAAAUACAAAGUUAGUGCUGGCCAAGCCCUUUUUAACAACUUAACCAAAGUGCUACAGCAACCAUCAACAGAUCUAGAAUUUGAUCGGAUAGUGAUUUACACCACUUGCCUUCGUGUGGUAAGAACGACUUUUGAAAGGUGUGAACUCGUUAGGAAAAUCUUCCAGAAUCAUCGAGUCAAAUUUGAAGAGAAAAAUAUUGCUCUUAAUGGUGAAUAUGGAAAAGAGCUUGAUGAGAGAUGCAGGAGGGUGUCUGAAGCACCUUCUCUGCCUGUUGUGUUUAUUGAUGGCCAUUACCUUGGGGGUGCUGAGAAAAUUUUGUCAAUGAAUGAAUCAGGUGAACUGCAAGAUCUCUUAACUAAAAUUGAGAGAGUUCAGCAUCCACAUGAAUGUCCUUCCUGUGGGGGCUUUGGCUUCCUUCCCUGUUCAGUGUGCCAUGGAAGCAAGAUGUCAGUGUUUCGGAACUGCUUUACAGACUCUUUCAAAGCCCUGAAAUGCACAGCUUGUAAUGAAAAUGGACUGCAGCGCUGUAGGAGCUGUGCAAGCUAAAAAUAUCUUCUAAUACAGAGCCUUGUUUUAUUAACACCACUCAAGAGUUUGUUAUAUUCUUUUUUAAUG